Pyrgilauda ruficollis (rufous-necked snowfinch) is the source of this 2685-nucleotide messenger RNA. RefSeq names its product La ribonucleoprotein 4 (gene LARP4). Lineage: Eukaryota; Metazoa; Chordata; Aves; Passeriformes; Passeridae. The transcript is spliced from 16 exons. Gene Ontology annotation, biological process: positive regulation of translation. The record is from RefSeq and is a predicted model, not a curated record. Gene Ontology annotation, cellular component: cytosol; cytoplasmic stress granule. Gene Ontology annotation, molecular function: mRNA 3'-UTR binding. The coding region runs from base 241 to 2478 and encodes 745 amino acids.
UUCAGGAGGAAUCCUGACACAGCACAGGUGAUGCUUGGUUAGUACAGAUGUCACUAAUUCCGUUGAGUUAUACAGUUUCUUCUCCUUGACAUAUGUUUUUUUACCUUCCUUUCUAGGAAGGGGUCUGGAGGAGGGAAAAUUUCCCUUUCUGGUGAAAGGGGACUGGAGCAUUAUGACAGUCAAGUCUUUAAAAGCUUAUGAGUUCCCAGAGUCCUUGCCGAGUAACCGCUGCCUCCGCUGAUGUUGUCGGAUGUCAAUAAAGAGAGGUUGAAGGCAACACUUCUCAUGGAGCAGGUAACAUCAAAAGGUGCUGGCUUGAACCCCAACGCAAAAGUGUGGCAAGAAGUGCCCCAGGGCAGUGGUGAGGCCGUGCCCCCCACCAAUGGCACAGAGCACACGUGGCAGGAGACAGCAGCAGCCCAGGGGACUCCAGCUGAGGGUAACAUAGAGAUCUCAGAGGACAGCUGCAAGCAGUAUGAAGUGAUGUAUUCCCCGUCCUGUGAAGCCCCAAGGAAUGGCGCAGGAGCUGAUGAGGCGUCAGCAAACGGAAUUGUCCUGGCGACUGAAGAUCUGGGGUACCAAAUCUAUGAAGUGUCUGGUGAUGGCAGCUCCACUGUGUCCACAGAAGACAUCAGAGAAUGUUUGAGAAAACAGCUUGAAUUCUGCUUCUCUCGAGAGAAUCUUUCCAAGGAUCUCUACUUGAUGUCUCAGAUGGACAGUGAUCAGUUUGUUCCAAUAUGGACAAUUGCCAACAUGGAAGGGAUUAAGAAGCUGACAACAGACAUGGACCUUAUUCUUGAAGUUUUGAGAUCUUCUCCUAUGGUACAAGUGGAUGAAAGGGGGGAGAAAGUCAGACCAAACCACAAACGAUGUAUUAUCAUUCUCCGUGAGAUCCCUGAAACUACACCUAUAGAGGAGGUGAAGGCUCUGUUCAAGAAUGAGAACUGCCCCAAGGUGAUAAGCUGUGAGUUUGCUCACAACAACAACUGGUACGUUACAUUCCAGUCCGACACAGACGCGCAACAGGCAUUCAAAUACUUAAGGGAAGAAGUGAAAACCUUUCAGGGCAAGCCAGUAAUGGCCAGGAUAAAAGCCAUCAACACGUUUUUUGCUAAGAAUGGUUACCGGGUCGUGGAUUCCAGUGUGUAUCCCCAGCCUGUGCAGACCCAAGCCCAGUUUGCCUCCCCCCUGUUUAUGCAGCCUGUAUAUAGCCCUCAGCAGUACUCGAUUUACAGCAUCGUGCCUCAGACGUGGUCUCCAAAUCCUGCACCUUACUUUGAGACACCACUGGCCCCGUUUCCCAACGGUGGGUUUGUGAAUGGCUUUAAUACACCAGGAUCAUAUAAAACAAAUGCUGCUUCUCUGAGUAUAGGUCGCCCAUUCCACAGGAAUCGGGUGAAGCCCCAUUUCCGCUCGUCCGGCAGCUCGGAGCACCCCGAGGGGCCGCCCGGCGCCGGGGCCCUGCCCAUGGGGGACCUGAGCAGAACCAGCUCAAGGAAUUUUGUCAUGGAGCGACACAGCGGCUCGUUGAGCGGGCACCAAGACCAAGGGUAUUCCCAGAAGGAUUCUCCCGCGGCGCAGCUGGAGCAGAACGGCGAUUACGGCGUCGGCAGGGGCAGGAGGAACGUGUUCAGGGGUCGGAGGAGACGGGAGGACGACCGGGUUUCGAGACCUCAGCCUUCAGCAGAAACAAAGACUCAGACACCAAAGUUUGACUUGCUUGCAUCAAAUUUCCCACCUUUGCCUGGCAGCACAGCAAAAAUUCUGGGAGAGCCUGUGCUGGAGAGCAGGAUGUCCGACAUCGUUAAAGGAGUCUGCAAAGAGAAGGAAAGCAAAGACUCCCUGUGCCCCUGCCCUGCUCCUGCUCCGGAUGAACAAACCCCCAGCGCUGCCCAACCGCCCGUGCCCAGCGUGAGCUCCCCGAGCCAGACUGAGCCUGUGGUGCUGAGCACGGUUCAGCCAGAGAGCAAACCAGAAGAAGUGUCUGCUCCAAAGGACGUGGCCAGCCCGGCUUCUCCGCCGGCAUCCGUCUGUCCCAUCAGCGCUGCAAAGCCACCGAGGACAAACACCUCCUCACCUUCUGCUCAAGCAAGUGCAGCUCCUGCUCUGUCGACACAGGAGCCUCGCAAGCUCAGCUACGCCGAAGUUUGCCAGAAACCCCCAAAGGAGCCGCCUCCAGUCCCUGUCCAGCCUCUGAGGGAGCACCGCGCCAACAUCGUUCCCCCUGCCAAAAAUGAAGAAAACGGUACGCUGGAGAAAGCUCCGGAGAAGGCUCCUCACGAGAGGGCUCCUCACGAGAGGGCUCCUCACGAAGGCCGAAUGAAGGAUUACUCCGGGUUCCGCGGCAGCGGGGCUCCCAGGGGAGCUGCUGGGAAAAUCAGGGAACAGAGGCGCCAGUUUGGACGCAGAUCUUCGCCUCAGGGAGCGCCGCGCCGCGUGGGCAAGGAGCAGUACGUGCCACCCCGGUCACCAAAGUAACGCUGGGCCAGCCAAUGAUUCUGUGUUUCACUUGAGCUGUGGACUAAAGAGCAGCAGAGAGACUGAGGAGGGAAGGAUUCGGGAAGGGGAAUACUGAACUGGAGCGUGGCUUGUUUGGAGAAGUUGAGGAGGGUCCCAAAAUUCAUCUCUAAAAGUGAUUUCACAAAUGCUGGAGGAUUCCAAUCACUAUAAAUAUAGAGAUUAUAA